This is a messenger RNA of Emys orbicularis (European pond turtle), 1632 nucleotides long. It is a transcript of the gene ASIC4, whose product is annotated as acid sensing ion channel subunit family member 4. Gene Ontology annotation, cellular component: plasma membrane. Lineage: Eukaryota; Metazoa; Chordata; Testudines; Emydidae. Gene Ontology annotation, biological process: sodium ion transmembrane transport. The transcript is spliced from 10 exons. Gene Ontology annotation, molecular function: ligand-gated sodium channel activity. The record is from RefSeq and is a predicted model, not a curated record. The coding region runs from base 1 to 1632 and encodes 543 amino acids.
AUGCCCCGGCCCCAUUCCUGCUGCCCCAGGAGGGCGCCCCUGGCCCCAGCCCCGGGCGGUUCCUUCGCCCAGAUCACCGCCCGGUUCCUGCGCGUCACCAAGAUCCACGGCCUGCACCACAUGGGCUCCCGCCGGCAGUCGCGCCCACGGUGCCUGCUCUGGGGCCUGGCCUUCCUGCUCUCGCUCGGCCUCCUGGGCACCUGGUCCAGCAACCGUGUGCGCUACCUGCUGUCCUGCCCCGUGCACAGCCGGGUGCUCAUGGCGUGGGCGGCGCGGCUGCGCUUCCCGGCUGUCACCCUCUGCAACAACAACCCCGUGCGCUUCCUGCAGCUCACCAAGCCCGACCUGUACUCGGCCGGGCAGUGGCUGGGCCUGGCCGGGGAGAACCGCUCCCUGCUGCCCGGGCUGCUGGAGGGGCUGCCCGACGCCCAGCGCCACUGGCUCAGCCGCCUCGCCAACUACUCGCGCUUCCUCCCGCCGCGCCGCUCCGAGCGCACCAUGCACAGCCUCUUCCACCGCCUGGGCCACCAGAUCGAGGACAUGCUGCUGGCCUGCCGCUUCCGGGGAGAGCCCUGCGGCCCCCAGCACUUCACGCCCGUCUACACCCGCUAUGGCAAGUGCUACACCUUCAACGCCGACCGGAGGAGCCCGCGCGUCACCCGCCAGGGCGGGAUGGGCAGCGGGCUGGAGCUGAUGCUGGACAUCCAGCAGGAGGAAUAUCUGCCCAUCUGGAGAGAGACCAAUGAGACGUCGUUCGAGGCCGGGAUCCGGGUGCAGAUCCACAGCCAGGACGAGCCGCCCUACAUCCACCAGCUCGGCUUCGGGGUCUCCCCCGGCUUCCAGACCUUCGUGUCCUGCCAGGAGCAGAGGCUCACCUACCUGCCCCAGCCCUGGGGGAACUGCCGGGCCAGCGUGCCCGGGGAGCAGAUCCUGCCGGGGUACGAGGGCUACAGCAUCGCCGCCUGCCGCCUGCAGUGCGAGAAGGAGGCUGUGGUGAGCAGCUGCCAGUGCCGCAUGGUGCACAUGCCAGGGAACGAGUCCAUCUGCUCGCCCAACGUCUACAUCGAAUGUGCCGACCGGACGCUCGACGCGGCGGUGGAGGACUCCCAGGAGCGCUGCAGCUGCCCCACGCCCUGCAACCUGACGCGCUACGGCAAGGAGAUCUCCAUGGUGCGCAUCCCCAACAAGGGCUCGGCCCGCUACCUCGCCCGCAAGUACCACCGCAACGAGACCUACAUCCGAGAGAACUUCCUGGUGCUGGACAUUUUCUUCGAGGCGCUGAACUACGAGGCUAUCGAGCAGAAGAAGGCCUACGAGCUGGCGGGGCUGCUGGGGGACAUCGGGGGGCAGAUGGGGCUGUUCAUCGGCGCCAGUAUCCUGACCAUCCUGGAGAUCCUGGACUACAUCUAUGAGGUGAUCCGGGACAAGGCGAGCCGGGCUCUGGGCCGCUCCAAGCCGCCCCUGAGGAAGCAGUCGGGCAGCAUCGCCACGCUGGGGCUGGAGGAGCUCAAGGAUCAGAGCCCCUGCGGGACGCUGGGCCGACACGCUGAGGGCGCCUACAGCACCAGCAUCCUUCCCAACCACCGCCACCGCUACGCCCACCAGGGCGUCUUCGAGGACUUCGCCUGCUAG